Molecule: messenger RNA, 1507 nt
Organism: Hydractinia symbiolongicarpus
Lineage: Eukaryota; Metazoa; Cnidaria; Hydrozoa; Anthoathecata; Hydractiniidae
Product: tetraspanin-9-like
Exons: 1
Coding region: 541-1437 (298 amino acids)
Cellular component (GO): membrane
Source: RefSeq, a predicted model, not a curated record
AAGUAGACGUGGAUAAAUAUUUCGCUGUUUCAGAAUUUUAACUAAUCAGAACGCAAAAGCUAAUCUUUCUUUUUAGAAAAAUCACUGGAAAUAAUACAAAAUAUAUUCUUUGUAUUAUUUUUCUGCUAAUACCCAAAAGAGUGGUUACAUUCAAUUUAGAAGUCUGUAUAUUCUUGUUUCUCGUGGAAAUAAAAAAGAAAUUUCGUUCACUAUUCGACUCGUGGAAAUCCGCCUAAUUACAGUGUUCGAGUUCGAACGCUCAAUGACUUGAGCAUGAUUAUGUUUUCAAAUUUUGUUGAAUGGCGUUUGAUCAGUAUGAAUGUUGUUUUGAUCUUUUACUCAUACUCUGUAUUACGCACCACCCCCGGUUUUUCUCUCUCUAUAUAAGCAUUAGCAACGAGGUACACUAUUGUGGCGCAUUUGCAAUCAGGGGGCGUUGUGAGCAGCAAAUUUCCCAACCGUAAUAGGAAGCGUAAAGGACAUGCAGAAGGCUAAAGUAAAAUAUUAAGCAUUUUAUUAUAAACUAAGGGAUAACUCAACAUGGGAACGUACAGUGACAUCGAGGAAAAAAUGGAUGAACCGUCAUCCCUGCAAGAUAUAUUAGUCCAAAACUUAAUCUUAGAUUUCGGUGAAUGUGGUUUUCGUUGUGUACGAUGUUCUUUUUUUCUUUCCAGUUUAUCAUUUUGUCUGACAGGGUUGGCUACACUAUUGACUGGAAUUUGGUUAAACACAACUCAUGAAGAUAUAUCCACUGAAUUGGCACAACAAACUUUAACUGGAUAUCUUAACGCUGCAAAUUUUUUGAUAAUAUUUGGGUUAGUGGUGUUAACAAGUUCACUUUUGGCUUGUUGCGGUUCACGUAGAAAUAAUAUUGGUUUGCUUACAGGCUAUGCUGUUUUGUUAUGUUUGUUAAUCACUGCUGAAUUAACUGCUAUCAUUUUAUCGUGCGUGUACAGAGACAAGAUUGAGAAAACGAUGGCGGAUGAAUUGUAUUCAACAUUAGAUCACUACGGCGUACCAGGUUAUGAAAAGUUAACUUCGCAAAUUGAUUCCUUACAACGCAGAUUUUCCUGCUGCGGUAAUACGGCUUACACUGAUUGGUUAAGAAUAAAUUGGAAUCCGAAUAGAACGCAGUCAGUUGUUCCACUUAGCUGUUGUUUACAGCCAACCGCGGAGAAUUGUAAUAUCGUGACAACAAAAAAUACAGAAAACAUAUUUGUAAAUGGUUGCCAUCAACAUUUGAAAAAAUACAUGCUCGAAAACUUGCAUGUAAUACGUGGAUUUAGCGUAUGGAUUUUAGUUAUCGGGAUUUUGGGUAUUUUAUUUUCUCUUUGUUUAAUCAUAACACUUCGAAGAAGAAGAAAACUGUUUGCUGGAGAUAUUUUUUCUCCCAAAAGAAGAAGAGAUGAAUAUUCAAUGGAGGAGUAUAAUUACUGACAAAAUUUGGGCUCACAAACACCUAUGUGGUCCUUCAUUUAAUUCAACGGCUGUAAAAAUACAUAUUGUA